AUGAAAGCAUUCAACAACGACUUCUUCUACGACAUUGCAUUGGAUGAAGAGAAUAGAAUAUGUAGUGUUUUUUGGGCAGAUGCAAGAAGUAUAGCGGCAUGUGCAGAAUUUGGUGAUGUUGUGUCCUUCGACACCACUUACUUGACAAAUAAGUAUGACAUGCCCUUUGCGCCAUUUUUAGGCGUUAACCAUCAUGGUCACUCAAUUUUACUUGGAUGUGGAUUGCUUUCUUCUAAAGACACUGCGUCCUUUGUGUGGUUGUUUGAAUCUUGGUUGAAAUGCAUAGGAAAUAAGGCCCCUAUUGGCAUUAUAACGGAUCAAUGCAGGGCAAUGGCCAAUGCCAUUGAAGAGGUUUUUCCAAAUAUAAGACAUAGAUGGUAUUUAUGGCACAUAAUGAAGAAGUUGCCCAAAAAAUUUCAAAGCUUCAAAAAUUACCUUCCCAUUAAAGCAGAUAUACAUGCGCUUAUCUAUGACUGUGGGUCGCCAAGGGACUUUGAGAAUGGAUGGGAAGAACUUCUUACAAAGCAUGCAUUGGAGGGGAAUGAUUGGUUAAGUAAUCUUUAUGAGGAAAGAAUGAAAUGGGUUCCAUGUUAUUUAAGGAGUGAUUUUUGGGCAGGUAUGUCAACAACACAAAGAAGUGAGGGUAUGAAUGCCUUCUUUGAUGGAUUUAUAAAUUCAAGCACCACACUACAUCAGUUUGUGGUUCAAUUUGACAAUGCACUUAGAGUUAAGGCACAAAAAGAAACACAGGCUGACUUCUCCUCCCUCCUGAACACCACGAUUGGUUGUGGGUCCCAGUCACCGAUAGAAAGACAAUUCAAUUGGAGUAUACACAUGAAAAGUUUGAGGAAGUCCAAACAGAAUUUCGAUGUCGGAUGA
Molecule: messenger RNA, 879 nt
Organism: Vigna radiata var. radiata (mung bean)
Lineage: Eukaryota; Viridiplantae; Streptophyta; Magnoliopsida; Fabales; Fabaceae
Product: protein FAR1-RELATED SEQUENCE 5-like
Exons: 1
Coding region: 1-879 (292 amino acids)
Biological process (GO): regulation of DNA-templated transcription
Source: RefSeq, a predicted model, not a curated record